Messenger RNA from Staurois parvus, 342 nucleotides. The record is from the annotation of a GenBank genome assembly. Lineage: Eukaryota; Metazoa; Chordata; Amphibia; Anura; Ranidae.
UCAGCUGUGUCCAAUCACAGCUGAUCCCAUGAGAGCCAGUAAUCGGCAUUCCUCAGAGGUGACAUGUACACUGAUGAUCAGUGUGUCCUGAUGAUCAGUGUAGCACCAGCAGUGCCAGCUGUCAGUGUCCAUCAAUGCCACCUGUCAGUGCCCAUCAGUGCCACAUCAAUGGCACAUAUCAGUGCCUACCAGUGCACAUCAAUGCCACAUAUCAGUGCCCAUCUGAGCUGCCUUUCAGUGCCACCUAUAAGUGCCAGCCAGUGCCACCUAUCAAUGUCAGUCAGUGCCACCUAUCAGUGCUGCCAAUCAGUCCCACCUAUCAGUGCGUGUCAGUGCCCAUCA